UUGAAACCUCUAUCUGUGGCAAUAAUGUACUACUUCUGCAUUUAGCGUUUGGUGAACUCCAGUCCCACUGAAACAAUGGGUUAGAAAACCCUCCAUCGACUUUACCAAGCACAGACUCUCGUUUCAAAACCAAACUGACUAAAUCCUUUACAUAAGCCAUAAUUAAUGGUGCAAUGAUUGAGUCCAACAUGAGUCGGGGUUGCGCGUGGUGCGCUGGAGGAGGUGACGGGACCAGCGCGCAUUUGGAUGAGAAUCACUCAGAACAAAGUCUGAGCCCGACGGGACACUUGGUGGUCGCGGUGUGCCUUGGAUUCAUCGGGACUUUCGGGUUUCUCAACAACACGCUCGUUCUCAUUCUGUUCUGUCGCUACAAAGUGCUGCGCUCGCCCAUGAACUAUCUUCUGGUGAGCAUCGCAGUCAGUGAUCUGCUGGUGUGCGUCCUCGGCACUCCGUUCAGCUUCGCCGCCAGUACGCAGGGACGGUGGCUCAUCGGACGCGCGGGAUGCGUGUGGUAUGGCUUCAUAAACUCAUGUCUGGGCGUCGUGUCUCUAAUCUCGCUGGCGGUGCUCUCUUACGAGCGCUACUGCACCAUGAUGGGGGCCACGCAGGCCGACUCUACCAAUUACAAAAAGGUGGCCAUGGGUAUUGCCUUCUCCUGGAUAUAUUCCAUGGUUUGGACUCUUCCACCACUGUUUGGAUGGAGCUGCUACGGUCCGGAGGGUCCCGGCACCACAUGCAGUGUCAACUGGGCCGCCAGGACGGCCAACAACGUGUCUUACAUUAUCUGUCUGUUUUUCUUCUGCCUUAUUCUCCCUUUUAUCGUGAUUGUCUACAGCUAUGGAAGACUCCUCCAGGCUAUCACACAGGUGAGCCGGAUCAAUACAGUGGUGAGUCGUAAACGGGAGCAGCGUGUGCUCUUCAUGGUGGUCACCAUGGUGGUGUGUUACCUGCUCUGUUGGCUGCCCUACGGGAUUAUGGCCCUGCUAGCCACGUUUGGGCGGCCCGGCCUGGUCACACCAGCGGCCAGCAUUGUUCCUUCUCUGUUAGCCAAGACCAGCACCGUCAUAAACCCCAUCAUCUACAUCUUCAUGAACAAACAGUUUUGCAGAUGUUUCCAUGCGCUCGUCAUGUGCACCACCCCAGAGAGAGGCUCCAGCUUUAAAAACUCCUCCAAAGUCACCAAAACUCUCAGGACAGUGCGACGCGCCAAUGGCCAGAAUGUGACCUUCGCUGUGGCCUCGGCUGGCCAUCCUACUAUUUGUGCCCCACACAGCGGGGGGCAGAAAAGUUCCUCCGAGGGUGAGAAGCCCUCUCCUGCGGGCCAGCGCACCAACAGACCUGUUGUCUCUCUUGUGGCCUAUUACAAUGGUUGAGCUCAUACAGUCAGGCCAAACCAACACUAAUACAGUGGAAUUACAGGUGACGGAGGUCACGGAUUGCGUAAAAAGAAAAGAGAAUUGAUAAGUGGUGUGUCUUGGUAUAUGGAACUAGGACAUGCCCCUCACUGACAAUCAUGUCAUGUUGCAUGUAUGAUCUUUCUGGGGGAACAAAACUAAGAAUGGAUAUUUAGUGAACAGCUGGAGAAAGACUUUGGGAGAAAGUCUCAGAUUCUCCAUUUCUUUCUCUUGGAGAAAGAAAUGACUUCUCUAGAACAAGUAGGAAACAUGCACAUGGAUCUAAUUGUUAAUUUAGUUGAUGUUUCUUCAGUCCAGGAUGUAAAUGUGCUCUCAGAUUUUGGUGAAGUGAAACUGAUGAGCCUGUUUGUUUCUGAUGUUUUACUU
This is a messenger RNA of Rhinichthys klamathensis goyatoka, 1781 nucleotides long. RefSeq names its product teleost multiple tissue opsin b (gene tmtopsb). The record is from RefSeq and is a predicted model, not a curated record. The transcript is spliced from 4 exons. The coding region runs from base 174 to 1373 and encodes 399 amino acids. Gene Ontology annotation, biological process: visual perception; G protein-coupled receptor signaling pathway. Gene Ontology annotation, molecular function: G protein-coupled receptor activity. NCBI's taxonomy places the organism in Eukaryota, Metazoa, Chordata, Actinopteri, Cypriniformes, Leuciscidae. Gene Ontology annotation, cellular component: photoreceptor outer segment; membrane.